CUCCUCGGGAAACAGACGAGACUGGACGUUGGGCCAGGCGGGCGUUGCCUCUGCGGCGUGGGUUCCCGGCGUCGCGGACGUUUCUCCAGGUUUUCAGCCUGUGAUUUGAUAACCGCCGCCGGGUGGCGUGGAGCGUCCCGAGACUUCUUCCUUCAUUGCAGCCCCUCUUCUUUUAGUUCUAGACUGAAGUUGGAGGAACUCACCACUUGGCUGAAAUUAGGAUCCAGAUUUCCCAAACUUGCUUCGGAGGAAAAAGCCCUAACGAUGGAGGACAGUGAAUUCCUAGCUUAUGUGUUUGGAUGCUUAAAGAAGAUUAUUUGAAGACGGCUUUUGGAAUCAAUUAGCAUGGACCCCAGCAGUGACUACCAUUUCCUCAGCCAGAUUUUGUGGAAGAGGGUGAAACUCACAUUGCUCUGUGGCGUCUUCGAGGGUGUGCUUCAGCAUGUUGACCCUAAUAAGACUGUUGUCCUGAAGAAAGUGGAACUACUAGAUGAAGUGGAACAAGGCUCAGUGAGAGCAAAAGCAUCUUCUGUUAGUCUACACGCAGAAAGAACCCAGAUGGAGAAAAUGAAAGUUGAAGACCUAAAUGUAUGUGAGCCUGCUUCUCCUGCCCCUGAAACACCAACGACCUCUCUGCUGAAUGACCUCAAGUACAGCCCAUCAGAGAAAGAGGAGGUGACAUACACAGUCAUUAAUCAAUUCCAGCAGAAGUUUGGUGCUGCGAUACUCCAUAUCAAGAAGCAGAAUGUCCUGAGUGUGGCAGCAGAAGGAGCGAAUAUGUGUCGCCAUGGCAAACUGUGCUGGCUGCAGGUGGCCACAAAUUGCCGAGUUUACUUAUUUGACAUUUUCCUUCUGGGAAGUCGAGCUUUCAACAAUGGACUUCAGAUGAUAUUAGAAGACAAGAAAAUUUUGAAGGUUAUCCAUGAUUGUCGUUGGCUUUCUGAUUGCCUCUCUCAUCAGUAUGGAAUUUUGCUGAAUAAUGUCUUUGACACACAGGUAGCAGAUGUACUUCAGUUUUCCAUGGAAACGGGUGGCUAUCUUCCAAACUGCAUCACUACUUUGCAGGAGAGUUUAAUCAAACACCUUAAAGUAGCCCCUAAAUAUCUCUCCUUUCUAGAAAAGAGACAAAAACUAAUUCAGGAAAAUCCAGAGGUAUGGUUCAUCCGACCUGUUUCACCCUCUUUACUGAAAAUUUUGGCCCUGGAAGCUACCUACCUGUUACCCCUUCGCUUGGCACUCCUAGAUGAGAUGAUGUCUGACCUAACCACCCUGGUGGAUGGUUACCUAAACACGUAUCGCGAAGGGUCUGCAGACCGGCUUGGAGGCACUGAGCCUACAUGUAUGGAGCUGCCAGAGGAACUGCUUCAACUCAAGGACUUCCAGAAGCAGCGCAGGGAGAAAGCUGCAAGAGAAUAUAGGAUGAAUGCACAGGGACUCCUAAUAAGGACAGUGCUACAGCCAAAGAAAUUAGUGAUAGAGACAGCAGGGAAAGAGGAGAAAGUCAAAGGCUUCUUAUUUGGUAAAAAUUUUAGGAUAGAUAAAGCUCCAAGUUUUACAUCUCAAGACUUUUACGGGGAAGUGAAUUUACUGAAAGAAGAAUCUUUGAAUAAACAAGCUACAAAGCCUCAGCAUCUACCUCCCGUAGAGGAAGGGGAAACCAGUGAGGAUUCCAGUAACAAACUCAUUUGCACGGAGUCAAAGGGGUCAGAGGACCAGAGAAUAACUCAGAAAGAACACUUUAUGACACCCAAACAUGAGUUUCAGGCAAGUUUAUCUUUGAAAGAGGAGAUAGAACAGUUAUUGAUGGUGGAAAACAAGGAAGAUUUAAAAUGCACAAAACAGGCUGUUUCAAUGUCUUCCUUUCCUCAGGAAACCAGAGUGUCUCCAAGUGACACUUUUUAUCCUAUCAGAAAGGCCGUGGUUUCCACACUCCCUCCCUGUCCAGCCUUGGAGAAGAUCGAUUCCUGGAUAAAUCCUUUUCUAAAUCUGCCCUAGAGAUGUGCAGUUUGUUCUUAAGGCCAUGCAGGUGGCUUAUUUCCUUUGCCAUCAGGGCCUUCCACAGUGCCCAAGUUUCUCAUGUUGUAAAUGCAGUAAUGCUUCUGUCACAGGGAAAAAUUAUAUCCUCUUGCUUA
Messenger RNA from Symphalangus syndactylus (siamang), 2132 nucleotides. RefSeq names its product exonuclease 3'-5' domain containing 1 (gene EXD1). Gene Ontology annotation, cellular component: PET complex. NCBI's taxonomy places the organism in Eukaryota, Metazoa, Chordata, Mammalia, Primates, Hylobatidae. Gene Ontology annotation, molecular function: nucleic acid binding; 3'-5' exonuclease activity. Gene Ontology annotation, biological process: piRNA processing; nucleobase-containing compound metabolic process. The record is from RefSeq and is a predicted model, not a curated record.